UUCAGUGGGGGAGGGGACCUCGGCAGUUGGACCCAGCCCCAUGUGCCUGAGGGAGGGAAUCCCUGGGAGAUAUUGGGGGAUCUACCCCAGGAAUCCCCCAUUCCUUAAGGGACCUCUGGGGUUAACCUCCCCCAACCUCCCCAGCCCCUCUGCAUUCUCGCUCCCAGAUGGGGUCUUGCCAGGUGCCUGCAAACUUCGCAGGAACUUCGUCUCCCCGACCCACUUUGCCUCCGACCUCCAACCACGGUCCUUGCGGGGCUGCCUGACCUCUGACCCCCCUUGGGACCCUGAAGUUCACAUCAUCCUCUCCAAAGGAGCCACGCCCGGGCCCCCAGCCCAUCUCACUGUGGAGCUCCAAGCACCCGGAGGCUGCUGCUCGCCCCGGCGGGAGCUGAUCGUGGUGCUGAAGAGUAAGGGCGCCACCAGCUGGCUGGUCCGAAUCCACCACAUGGCCGGGCGCCUGCGAAUCCUGGCAUCCCACGAGGUCUCGGUCAGCAGCACAGAACCAGAACCGGACCUGGCUGUGAGCAGCAGCAUGUCCCUGGGCCUGGCCUAUGCCAGCGACCCCAUGGCCUGGGCAAUGGAGCAGGGGCUGCCUGGGAUCACAUCUUACACAGAGGCUGAGCAGGUGAACAGGUUCCUGGUCAUCGUGGGGCUGGAUGGGGACCCCAAGGCCCCCCACCCCUCCAUCCCGCUCCCCAGACCCGCCAAGAUCUCUGCCAUGGUCCGGGCGGCCUCGGGAGGCAGAAGCGCUGUGGGGCUGGCGGGAGCUCUGUCUGUGGCAUGUCUGAGCGAUAGGGUGGCUGUUCAUGUCAACAAGGACAUGCUCCAGGCUGCCAGACUCUCCCCAGCCCGAGUGACCCUGCGGGACCCCAGCUGUGCAGCCCAGUCAAAUGGCACCCACUUCCUGCUGGAGUCUCCCCUGGCUGGCUGCGGUGCCCUGCGCAUCCCGGCCCUGGACCCCACAUUGGGCGUCUGGCGGUACCAGAAUGCGGUGGUGCUCCGGGGCAGCAGGCCAGGGGCAGUGCCCAGGGGUCCCCCACUCCCGGUGGGACAGGCUGAAGAUAGCUCGGAGUCCAUUGAGUUCUCCUGCUCCUCCCCAGCCCUGAGCCAGCCGUCCCGCUCUGCUGAGCCCAUCCCGGAUCUGCCCUUUCACCUGGGCCGUGUCCUGCUCAGCCUGGAGGUCUACAGCUCCGAGGCCUUCGCCAAGGCCCAGGGACCCUGCACGGUGUCGGCCAACAGCCGCGUCUUUGUGGAAGCUGCGCUGGCUGCCUUCGACCCUGGGCUUAGCUUCAGCAUCCGCCUCUGCUUCCUCUCGCCAAGCUCCUCCUCCUCGCUGGACUCACCCUACAUCCUGGUGCGGGGGGGCUGCCCGGCCCACCCCGACGUCUCUCUGCACCCGCCCCACAUGGGGGCUGCAGGCCGGGCAUUGUCCCCCAGCUCCCAGGAGCUACAGCGCCUCAGCUUCCUGCUCCGGCCCCUCUACAAUGACUCCAUCCAAUUCCUGCACUGCCGCCUGGCCCUCUGCACCCAGGAGCCCCAGGGCCAGGCUGGAGCCUAUGGGGGCGCCCUCCCCAAGUGUGGGCCCCAGGCCGGGGCAUGCCCCAGCAGCCGCGUGGGGGAGCCGAGCAGCGGGCGGUUCCAGUACACCUUCACCAAAGCCAUCAUCGUAACGGUGGGGAGCCUGACCAGAGCCACCAAACCCACCCCAGGAACAGCAGAUCCCUUUCCGGUGCCCUUUCCUCUGGCUGGCAGGAGGGGGAAGGUGCUGAAGGAGGCACCCCGGCCAGAGCAGGGAGAGACCCUCCCUGCCCCCCUGCCCCAGGGCCUGGAGCUGCCCACCGUGGUGGGCAUCGUCUUCUCAGCUUUCGUCAUCGGCAUCUCUCUCACUGGGGGGCUCUGGCUCAUUCACUCCAGGACAGCUCACAGGGGCCUCCCUGACCAUGCUCUCAGGGAUACGCUGGCACCGGCCCCACCGUCACCACCUGCAGGCGCCCAGCCCUGCGGCUCCCGGGAUCAGCAGCCCAUCGGACUCUGCUCAUCACAGCCAGGGAGGCGACUUGGGGAAGGGCCUCUCCACCUGGCCCGAAGGGUCCCCUCCCUGUGACCGGCGGGCGGCAGGCCUUGCCCAGGCAUCGGGGCUGCAGCACCAGCUGGUUCUUUGCCGGCUGCGGCGCGUGUUUGCGCUUUGUGGGUAUAAAUGUGACCGCGGAGGAUGUAC
Chrysemys picta bellii (western painted turtle) is the source of this 2221-nucleotide messenger RNA. Lineage: Eukaryota; Metazoa; Chordata; Testudines; Emydidae. The record is from RefSeq and is a predicted model, not a curated record.